AUGCAAGCGCACUUGAGGCCGUCUGACGGUCCUGGUCGCUUCAGCAACGCCACUACACCCCACGAGUGUCGCUCGUCUGGAAAGCGAGGGCCUCGUCUCCAGCCCGGCUGCGGCCGGGCACCUGGCGUCCACCACGGGCGUGCACAGAGGGUGCAGCGGUGGAAGAUCCCAACUCAUGUCAUCUACUCGCAGAACGCACGUGGGCUCAAGACCGACAGCGCUCUCACCGAGGCUAUCGACGCUCUCCGACACCGCUCAGGCUUCUCUGCCGGGCUGCAGGAGACGUGGAGAACGGGCCUGGAGGAGAUUGAGGAGGACGGCUUCGUCUUCCUCGGCGCUGCACCCGCUGUACAGAACGGACGCGGCUCAAAAGGAGUCGGCAUCCUGCUCUCGCCACUGGCUGUCGCUGCGUGGCGAGCAGCUGGAGCCGUUGUGCACAACGACGUAGGCCCGCGGGUUAUCGCAGUGCGUAUGGAGGUUGAAGAUUCGGCUGGCAGGAAGCAGGGACUGUUUCAAGUGGCGUCGUAUGCGCCUAUCUCGACAGCCCCGGACACCGAAAAGGACGAAUAUGAGACCGCUCUCGCCUGUGUGCUCUCGCGACGGCAGUCCGGCGACAUUGUGAUUGUUUGUGCUGACACUAACGCGAGCAUCGGACGCGGCUGCCUUGGCGGCCAAAAUGUCAACUACGGUGCGGUCGGUUCUCAUGGUAUCGACUUUCUCAAUGACUCUGGGCGCCGCCUGCGCUCGUUUAUGGAGCUGCACGACCUUGCUGCACUGUCCUCGUUCUUCAAGAAGCCGUUUUACGGGACGUGGCUGCACCCGUGCAGUAAGCUGCAGAAGCAGCUGGAUCACAUCAUGAUCUCUCGAUGCGACUUGAAGAGAUUCACAGACGCCGGGGCAUGCUGUGGACAGUUGAUCGACAGCGACCACAGUGCUGUCUUCUGCAAGCUGCGCUUCACAGUGCGGCUUCGACGCAAACUGGAGCCGCGUGCUCAGCUCGCUCGACUCGACACCGCACCGUUGCUGAACCAGGACCAGGCGGUCCAGUUCGCUACGGAUGUGGUGACGAGCCUCGGCACAUCCGACGCCUCGGCCGUAUCGUACUCAACACUGGCCAAGGCGGUGGAAAAGACCGCUGCCGAGACGCUCCCCAAGCGUGAGCGGCCUGCGCCGCUGUGGUUUGCGGCGAAGGAGGGCGUUUUGCGUGCCGCCAUCGCGAACCGCAACGCCACCUUCAACGCUCAUCAGCGGCAACCGACGGCGGACGCUGCCGCUCGAUAUCGACAGGCGCGCUCACGCGUGCAGCUCGAAAUCAGGCGUGCCAACAUGAGCAUGCGCACGCCGCACGGCUACGUCGAGGGCGCGAUCUGCAUCGAGGCGCCGCGCCGGCAGCGGGACGUCGGCACGCAGGCGUGA
Molecule: messenger RNA, 1416 nt
Organism: Emiliania huxleyi CCMP1516
Lineage: Eukaryota; Haptophyta; Isochrysidales; Noelaerhabdaceae
Exons: 3
Coding region: 1-1416 (471 amino acids)
Source: RefSeq, a predicted model, not a curated record